GAGCGGGGCCGGGCUCGGAGCGGGGCCGGGCCGGGAGCGGGGCCCGCGUUGGCCGCGCCGGGGCGCUGCGGCGGCGCGGAGGCGCUGCCGGCCCGUCCCGUCCCGAGCCGAGCGAACCCGGCCCGGCUCGGCCGCGGAAGGAGAACGUGAAGGAGGAGGAGAAGGAGGAGGAGGAGGAAAAGGAGGAGGCGGCGGCGGUGCUCCCCCUCCCUUCCCUCCCUCCCCGGCGGGACAAAGGGCUGCGGCGCGCAGGUAGGAGCCGGCCCGGCCUGGCCGCCCCGGCGGACGGGCCGCAGCGCCGGCGGCACCGGAGCUCGCUCCCCGCCCGGCCUCGCUCCCCGCCCGCCCCGGCUCUUCCUGGUUGCCCCGAGGAGCCCCGGGAGCCGCGGAGGGCGCGGCCGCCCGGCCGCCUUUGUCUGGGCCGCCCGGAGCCCCCCUGAGCGCCGCUGCCGCCGCAGGAGCCAUGGGCCGGGGGCCGCCGCGCUAGGAGCAUCCCGGGGCCGGCGGGGACGCGGCGCUGGACAUGGAGCCGGCGGCGCGGGCCAGCGGCGAUAUCCUGAGGCGGAACCCGCAGCAGGACUACGAGCUGAUCCAGCGGGUGGGGAGCGGCACCUACGGCGACGUGUACAAGGCUAGAAAUCUUCAUACAGGAGAACUGGCUGCUGUAAAAAUAAUCAAGUUAGAGCCUGGAGAUGACUUCUCACUGAUCCAGCAGGAGAUAUAUAUGGUUAAAGAAUGCAAACAUUGCAACAUAGUCGCCUAUUUUGGGAGUUAUCUCAGCCGUGAGAAGCUGUGGAUAUGCAUGGAAUACUGUGGUGGGGGAUCCCUCCAGGACAUUUACCACGUAACAGGACCUCUGUCAGAGCUGCAGAUUGCUUAUGUGUGCAGAGAAACUCUACAGGGUCUUGCUUAUUUACACAUGAAGGGCAAAAUGCACAGAGAUAUAAAGGGUGCAAACAUUCUCCUAACAGACCAUGGAGAUGUUAAACUGGCUGACUUUGGGGUAGCAGCAAAAAUAACAGCCACUAUUGCAAAGAGGAAAUCCUUUAUUGGCACCCCUUACUGGAUGGCCCCCGAGGUGGCGGCGGUGGAGAAGAACGGGGGGUACAACCAGCUGUGUGACAUCUGGGCCGUGGGCAUCACUGCCAUCGAGCUGGCAGAGCUGCAGCCACCCAUGUUCGACCUGCACCCCAUGAGGGCUCUGUUUUUAAUGUCAAAAAGUAAUUUUCAACCACCAAAGCUAAAGGAAAAAGCAAAAUGGUCAGCAACAUUCCAUAAUUUUGUGAAAAUAGCACUUACAAAAAAUCCAAAGAAGAGACCAACAGCAGACAGACUUCUUUCUCACAGCUUUGUGGGGCAGCCUGGUCUCUCCAGGUCUUUAGCAGUUGAGCUGUUGGACAAAGUCAACAACCCUGAGAACCACACCCACUACGGAGAAGUGGACGACGACGACUUUGAGCCUCACUCCGUCAUCCGCCACACCAUCCGCUCCACCAACAGGAACAUCCGGGCAGAGAGGACAGCGUCAGAGAUCAACUUUGAUAAGCUGCAGUUUGAGCCCCCUCUACGGAAAGAAACAGAAGCUCGGGAUGAAAUGGUUGUGGCAGCUGGCAGUGACUUUGCUUCACAUUGGAAUCCUUUUGUUGAUGGAAGCAACAAAUCAACACUAAAGAGAGCUGGGCCACCCCCACUGCCUCCCAAGCCGAGGAUGAACAAUUACCCCGAGGAGAACCUCCCUGAUGACAACAGAUGCCAGACAAUAAAACACUUCCCAGAGUCGCAGAGCAGAGCCCCAGCAGCCCACAGGAGACAGAGCAUCCCAGUCUGUGGGCCCCAGGCAGAUUCCUGCCCCAUGGGGAUGACCAGCAGCAUCAGCAGCCCUGGACUGCUCACAGCCAGAUACAGCGACCUGGGCAAUGGGAAUGGGAUGCUGAAACACAUCGAGGAGAAUGCAGAAGGACCUGGACAAAUCCCUCAGCUGCCACGGAAAAAGGAGAAGAGAGAUUUCCCUAAACCAGCAAUCAAUGGUUUGCCUCCCACUCCGAAGGUGCUGAUGGGAGCCUGUUUUUCCAAAGUCUUUGAUGGCUGUCCUUUGAAGAUUAAUUGUGCAACUUCAUGGAUACAUCCAGAUACUAAAGAUCAGUACAUCAUCUUUGGCACAGAAGAAGGGAUCUACACUCUGAAUCUGAAUGAACUUCACGAAGCAACCAUGGAGCAGUUAUUUCCUCGGAAGUGCACCUGGCUGUACGUUAUCAACAACACCUUAAUGUCCCUGUCAGGGAAAACAUUCCAGCUCUACUCCCAUAAUUUAAUAGCAUUGUUUGAACAAGCCAAAAAAACAGGAUUAGCUGCUCAUAUUCAAACCCACAGAUUUCCUGACAAAAUACUACCAAGGAAAUUUGCCUUAACAACCAAGAUCCCUGACACAAAAGGAUGCCACAAAUGCUGUAUAGUACGAAAUCCCUACACAGGCCACAAGUACCUGUGUGGUGCACUGCAGUCUGGAAUUGUUCUGCUCCAGUGGUAUGAGCCAAUGCAGAAAUUCAUGUUAAUUAAGCACUUUGACUUCCCGCUGCCCAGCCCCCUGCACGUGUUCGAGCUGCUGGUGAUCCCCGAGCAGGAGUACCCCAUGGUGUGCGUGGCCAUCUCCCGCGGCUGCCAGCCCGGCCAGGUGGUGCACUUCGAGACCAUCAACCUCAACUCGGCCUCCUCCUGGUUCACCGAGAUCGGCGCAGGCAAUCAGCAGUUGGAUGCCAUUCAUGUGACACAGCUGGAGAGAGACACUGUCCUGGUCUGCCUGGACAAAUUUGUGAAAAUAGUGAAUUUACAAGGGAAAUUGAAGUCAAGCAAGAAAUUGGCUUCUGAGCUGAGCUUUGAUUUCUGCAUCGAGUCAGUGGUGUGCCUUCAGGACAGCGUGCUGGCCUUCUGGAAGCACGGCAUGCAGGGCAAGAGCUUCAAGUCAGAUGAAGUGACCCAGGAGAUAUCUGAUGAAACCAGGGUUUUCCGCCUGCUGGGCUCAGACAGAGUGGUUGUGCUGGAGAGCAGGCCCACAGAAAACCCCACAGCUCACAGCAACCUCUACAUCCUGGCUGGACAUGAGAACAGCUACUGAGCAGCACCCUCCCCAAGCAGCAGAGGGAAUUGGCCACGCUGGGACCCAGGAGCUGCAGGGGACCAGGACUUGGCCGCUUCCCGUCUGACACCCGAGCUGUGUUGGGGUUUAGGGUGGAAUCAAUCCAUUUUUGCAGCUGGGAACAGCUGGUUCUGUCUCUUGCCACUGUGUGGUUGGUUAUGUCGAGUUUGCUUAAUAAAAGCUGAGAUAAAGAGCCCUUUACUCGUUAGUUCUAGGGAAACAGAGCCUUGAAACAUGUUCUGCAGUAAAGGUGCCAUAAACUGUUAAAUAUUUCCCUUCCCUUGGGUUUUCCUUUUAUUCUGUAGAUACAGAUCUAGUGCUGGCUGUUGCCCUGUUUUAUACUGAGUCUUAUUCUUAAUAAAACAAAGAUUUGUGUAGGAAGUGAAAGUAUCUGCAGAGCUUUUUGGUUUUAAAUCUGCCAUUGGGUAUGGCUUUGUAUAAUAGACUAUUUAAUCCUUAUUUAUUAAUCUGCUGCUAGGAUGGGGUAAUGUCUAACUUUUAGCAAAGGAAGGUUGCAGAGCAGCUUACUUUUUUUUUUUUUUUUUUUUUUACAAUUGUAUAAAGAUUUGAUUAUUCUUUUUCCUUGUAGGGAUGUAGUGCAUUACUGAGGGGUGUGUUACCGUGUUGGGUGAUCAUGUAAAAAAAAUGCAGUUUUGUACAACAAAGUAUUUUGUACUGAUUUUUCUGCCUGCAGAAUUGCCAUAAAAGGGAUUUUCUUACUUCCUAGACGUAGGGUGUGUGUACACAAAGUAGAAUAUUGAUAUCAGACUUGUUGCUCCUGGGUGGCUGUGUACAAUAUCCAUGUGUGUGUGCGUGUGCAUGUGUGUGAAGUUGCCUGGCAGUGUGUAUAUUUUAUAUAUAUAUUUAUACAUAUAUAUAUAAAAAUGUACAAAACAUAUAUGCUUUAUUUUCAUAAAUUAGGGAUAAGCCUUGUGACAUGAAGUGGAAAUUGUAGCAGGUCAUCAUCCUUAAUGAAUGAAAGUAUCAUGUAUCCAACUGCCCACGACGUGUGGUUUAUUUAUGCUGUUGCAGAGGGGAGCCUGGAGCCACAGCUGAGCCUGAGCUGCAUUGCAGCUGCUGUGCUUUGGGGAUGGCUGCUGCCCCAGCUGUGAGUAUAAAUAAACAUGAUAAGAACCAGUAUUCUGUAUCCAAGCUUUGAUCACUUCUUGGUCACCUGCAAUUUUUUUUUUCCUUUCUCUUUCUCCAUUGAAGAGUCGCAUCGGUUCCUUUUGUCUUCCUCAUUAAUUGAAAUUCUUGAGGUACCAUUAAAUAUAGACUGACUCCAGGAGAGCAUCUGGUUUUACUACCUCACAUUACCCUGCUGGCUUUGAUGUGAACACUCCUCGGGCAGGUGCAGAUUCCAGUGCUCAGAAACAUUGGAAUUGAAGGGGUUUUUAAUUAAAUGCCUGUUCAGCUCCUGAGAUCUGCUGCCUAGGAAGGAGAGGCUGGAAUUCCCAGGUCAUUUGAGCAGAGCAGGAAAGGGGUGUGAGAGCUGGGAGUGCUUUGGUGCUGUGUUGGCAUCCGUGAUCCAUAAUUUAACAGGGAGGGAAUUGUCUGGGCUCACGUGAUGGCUCAGGGAAGGUCCAGAGGGGGAAACAGCCCUGCACACAUUCAGCAUUAUAGCCACUGUCAUUCAAAACUAAUUCUUGCUGACUUGACAUCCAAAUCAAGUCAAGCUUUUCAGUUCUGACACUGUGUCAAAGCUUAAAAAGUACUAAGAGUACAGAUGAAAUUUAUAGAUCACAGAGCAUGAAAAAUGUGCUUUAGGGGUGGUCAGCUGGAAUUGGCUCAGCAAUAUUAAAAGCAGGACGUGUGAUUUUUGUCUUUUAAAGGAGUUCUCUAGUAUUGAAAUUACUUCUCCACAGGUAACAGCGACUGGUGAUUAACCUCAAAUGGUGCCUCUCCUGGUCUUUAAAACAAAAAUGAAGGUGAAGUGAAGCACCAGGUGUAGAUAUUGUAGAGCAAACACUUCUUAAUUUACCUCAUUCACUACAGAAGGUAAUUUCAGCUUCAUCUUUGAAAACACUUAAAGAGAUCUCUAAAAGACUAGAGAAACCUGUAAAUAAAAUCUGGAUAUUUAUGGGGAAUAACUGGAGUAAAUAACUCUUAGGUCAUGACACUGUCAUGCAGAAAUAACAAGCUGAAGGUAUUUUUCUUUGACACGAAUUGCUGAUGUUUUGCUGGAUCAUAAAGAAUAAACUUAGGAAAGUCCUUUUAAUCAAACCUUUUUUAGCUGUUGAAGCAUUUCUAAUGGCAUGUUGUGAAAUGCUUAGUGCUGGUUUCAUAGACAGUGGCAUUUUUGGCAUGAUCUGCAAGAUGCUGGUUCCUAGUGUAAAACCUCACUUUUGUUCCCUACCACAGAGCAGAUUUGUGUGUUCCAGCCAGCCUCAGUGACUCUGAUCAGUAUAAUUUGUGUUUGACUGUUUAAUUUAGUCUGGUAUUGUCUGUACCUUUGUUUUUGUGGAAUUCAAACCAGGCUUGAGAAAGCCUAACGGGGAGCUUGGGGGUGAUCAAGCAAAAGCUUGCUCAGCCCCUCCUUCCUCGCUCAACAUUUAUCAAAAUUUUAAUUAUUGGAUGCACGAGGUCAUGUACCCGACUUGAAAGCCUUAAAACAGGCUCCCAGAGCUCUUGGAAGUACAGACAGCAUGGGAAGAGCAGUCUGUGGAUUAAUCUCUUUGGAUUUCCUAACCAAAUUGCUUGCAAGUGAAAAAUACAGCUGGAAUUGUGCUGACAUCUCUGUAAAGAAGAAAGGUACAACUCAUCGGGGAGCCACGGUGUCUCUGGAUGGAAAGGACAAGACUGGGAGACUCUGAAAUGUGCUUUUUUUUACCUUGUUUAGUCGUUAGGUGUAACUGAGACUCAUAACUGCACUCGUUCAGUUUGUGUAACCAGGCUUUGUUCCACGGGAAUUUCUGUUGCAGUUCAGUCUAUGCCAAAUAAACUGCUUUAUUUGCUCUGUG
Passer domesticus (house sparrow) is the source of this 6093-nucleotide messenger RNA. RefSeq names its product mitogen-activated protein kinase kinase kinase kinase 5 (gene MAP4K5). The transcript has 31 exons. NCBI's taxonomy places the organism in Eukaryota, Metazoa, Chordata, Aves, Passeriformes, Passeridae. Gene Ontology annotation, molecular function: MAP kinase kinase kinase kinase activity; ATP binding. Gene Ontology annotation, cellular component: cytoplasm. The coding region runs from base 524 to 3112 and encodes 862 amino acids. The record is from RefSeq and is a predicted model, not a curated record. Gene Ontology annotation, biological process: protein phosphorylation; intracellular signal transduction.